AUGAAGCGAGUGUUAGUGCUGAAUGUUGACUCCUUCGUUGGCAGGGAGGUCUGCCGUCGCUUCUUCGAUGCCAAAGAGUACCUGAUUGACGGUACGCUCUACCACACCUAUCCAUCAAACAAGGGCGAACAGAAGACGCAGACAUCUUAUUGUCUGACUGCAGAUGACGCUGCAGGCGCGGCAGCGGUGCCGCGUGUGGCAGAUUCUGCUGCCUUGUUGGAGACGGAGGUGCCGCCCGAAAUGCAGCCGUUUCUAAACUCUGUGAUGCCGCGUCAUGGGGAGAUUAGUGACGAGCAGUUCCGCGCCCGGGUGCUGACAUACGACAUCAUCAUCGCCAUCCUUGAGGAGGACGCCUUUGAGGCAGACUGCGCUAUCAAAGUUUUUCGUGGUACGCACUACGAGGUGGAGAAGACAUUUGUGCUUGUCUCCAACGUACUGACGUGGACGCAGACAGACGCCCACGAGCGUUACUUGCAACUUGCGGCUCGACGUGCAGAAAGGGAGGCGGCUCGCGCCCAGCGCGACGAGGAUGAGGAGGAGGAGGAGGAAGAAGAAGAAGAAGAAGAAGAAAUGGAAAAGAAGGUGUGGACUGAGGAGGAAUACCGUCAGCGCUACCCGGAUGUUCGCUACCAUCACUGGCGGGAGCUCGAGCACGCGGUGAAGCAUGCUAAUUCGGAGACACUACACACCUACGUCCUGUGGGCGGGGUUGCCAUACGGUGGCGGUGAGGACCUCCUCGCUCCCUACUUUUACGCUGCCUGGAGGAAUCAAGAAAUGCUUCAGUACGGUGAUGGAUCAAACUACAUCCCCACCAUUCAUGUAAAGGAUCUUGCGCGGAUCAUCUACCUUGUCGGCUCCUCGUAUGACACUCUUGAGGAACGCUACAUGUUUGCUGUUGAUCAGGGCAACAACACACAGGCGGAUAUCUUGGAGGGGAUAAAGGACUUCAUUGGUGGUGUUGUCACUGUGACGGCGCCUAGCAUUGACCGUGAGCAUCAGCUUUUAACGCUAUCUCACAAAUCAGAAGAGCCAAUGAGGAUGCCACCGAGUGAACUGGAAAUGGAAGGCGAACUCCAACGUGAGCAUGAUGCCCUCUUGGAUCUGGAGGCGCGGGAACUGCAUAUAAUGGAUGAAGUGAGAGAUGAAUUUUUGAAAGUGCAUGAAAUAGCGUGGCGAGAAAAAAACUAUCAGUCUCAUUCUGGGCUUGGGGCUGAGGAAAGCGAUGACGAUGGCAAAGAACCCUUCUCUAGAGGGGGGCGUGAACCUAUGGAAGAAUCGGUUUUUGCGAUAACUCCACCACAUGGUUUGGCGAACUGGUUUAGCGCGGUUGACGUACGCUGUGAGCCCGGUGCCGUACUUUCGCUGCUUUCAGAGGAGGAGUGGGUCUCGCUUGGAGGCUUCUUUGCGAAUGUUGACAAAAUUGUGCGAGAGUUUAAAGUCGCACGGCAGUCGAGUCCCAUGCGUAUUGUUCUCUCUGGCCCGCCCUUGAGCGGCGCGGGGGAGGUUGCCGGAAAAACUGGCGGAGUUAUUUAA
Molecule: messenger RNA, 1533 nt
Organism: Trypanosoma rangeli
Lineage: Eukaryota; Euglenozoa; Kinetoplastea; Trypanosomatida; Trypanosomatidae
Exons: 1
Coding region: 1-1533 (510 amino acids)
Source: RefSeq, a predicted model, not a curated record